Messenger RNA from Paramecium primaurelia, 1179 nucleotides. The record is from the annotation of a GenBank genome assembly. Lineage: Eukaryota; Ciliophora; Oligohymenophorea; Peniculida; Parameciidae.
AUGUCAAAUAUCAGAUAAAGGCUUACUCCAUCAAAAAUUAAAUUGAAUGAUUAAAAUAAUGAGAAACCUCGUAAAUUGAAUUAAUGUGUUAAUCAUUAAAACAAAAAAGCCAAAUAUCAUGUUGUAAAAGAAACUUCUCUUUAAUUGUGUUCCAAAUGUGCUGUUAAUAUGGUUGGUAAAGGAAUGAAAGUUGAAGAAAUUCCAGGUCUAGAAGAAGAAUAUAGAAGAGAUUAAAUACUAAAAUUUAUAACAUCAGUCAAUAAUUCAAUACCUUAAAUUGAUAAACUUAUGAAUGCUCUAAUUGCUAAAAGAGAAGAUAUUCAAAAGUAUUAUGAUUAAUAAAGAGAUAAAGUUGAAAGAUUUCAUAUUUAAAUUAGUUAAUGUUUAGAAGAUGAGAAAAUGCGAUUACUUUAAUAAUUAUUCACUAAUUUUAAAACUCUCUCUAAACAAUAUGAUGAUUCUAUUAAUUGUUUAUAAUUAUCAAGAUCUGAAACUAUUAGUAUGAAAACUGAUGUAGAAUCUAAUCUAGAUGGAAUUCUUAGAUAAAUGUAAAAUGAACCUUUUAAUGAAAUUAUGACUAGUUAUAAUAAGAAUCUAUAAUUAUUUAUAGACAGAACUGAAUGUAUAUAAAAAACACCUAUUGAAGUUUUAAAAGUUACACUUAAUGAACCAAUUAACAUUACACAUCUAAUGACUGUUCAUUCACUUAAAACAUGUUUGAUUAAGAAAAAUUUACAAGAAUAAAAAAAUAAAAUUGAAUCUAAUCAUAGUGUUUAUAUUAGUUUUGAAAAUAAAGAAUAAUUUACUUAACCUAAAUUACCUAAAAUGGCUCCAUCUUUUAAUAAGACUCCUAAAAAGGAUUAAGAAUAUGUUUAACCUUUUGAAAUUAAAACUGAAGAAAUCUAUGAAGAAGGUCAUUCUUAAAUGAUUGAACGAGAUGACAUUGAAAACUCUUAUUAAAUGAUGUUAAUUGAUAAUUAAUCAGAUGCUGAAGAAUAGAAACCAGAAUUAGAUAUCAUCAAAUCAUUUGGACCAUCUAAUUUAAAUAACAAUACAUUAAUGCCAAAUAAUAAAGUGUUAGUAUCUAAAAUUAUUUCAAGAGCUAAUGAAAAAAAUGAUAGAAAAAUUGAUAAAAAUUAUGCAUUCAAAGGAAUCAAUACUUCCCUUAAAUUAGUGUGA